Molecule: messenger RNA, 7443 nt
Organism: Mus pahari (shrew mouse)
Lineage: Eukaryota; Metazoa; Chordata; Mammalia; Rodentia; Muridae
Gene: Spag9
Product: sperm associated antigen 9
Exons: 33
Coding region: 185-4216 (1343 amino acids)
Biological process (GO): vesicle-mediated transport
Cellular component (GO): cytoplasm
Molecular function (GO): signaling receptor complex adaptor activity; kinesin binding; MAP kinase scaffold activity
Source: RefSeq, a predicted model, not a curated record
CGGCAGUUGGUGCAGCGGCGGUUGGGGCGAGUGCGCUCAGCCCACCCCUCCCCUCCUCGGCCAGGGCCCCGGCCCCCACCCCGCGGGGCCCAGCCCCAGCCCCAGCCUCCGCCGGGCCCGUCCCGUGCGGGCCCGUGCCACCCCUCAGCCGGCGACGCCCGGGGCCGCCCGCCCGCCCGCCACCAUGGAGCUGGAGGACGGUGUGGUAUACCAGGAGGAGCCCGGAGGCUCCGGGGCCGUGAUGUCAGAGCGGGUGUCCGGCCUGGCCGGCUCCAUCUACCGCGAGUUCGAGCGGCUCAUCGGGCGCUACGAUGAGGAGGUGGUCAAGGAGCUGAUGCCACUGGUGGUGGCCGUGCUGGAGAACCUGGACUCGGUGUUCGCGCAGGACCAGGAGCACCAGGUGGAGCUGGAGCUGCUGCGGGACGACAACGAGCAGCUCAUCACCCAGUACGAGCGGGAGAAGGCGCUGCGCAAGCACGCCGAGGAGAAAUUCAUUGAAUUUGAAGACUCUCAAGAACAGGAAAAAAAGGAUUUACAGAUGCGAGUGGAGUCUCUAGAAUCUCAAACAAGACAACUUGAACUCAAAGCAAAAAACUAUGCUGACCAGAUCAGCAGACUUGAAGAGAGAGAAGCAGAACUGAAGAAGGAAUAUAAUGCACUGCAUCAGAGACACACUGAGAUGAUCCAUAAUUAUAUGGAACACUUAGAAAGAACCAAACUUCAUCAGCUAUCAGGGAGUGAUCAACUAGAGGCUACAGCUCAUAGUAGAAUUAGAAAAGAACGUCCUAUAUCACUAGGGAUUUUCCCUCUACCUGCUGGAGAUGGAUUGCUUACACCUGACACUCAGAAAGGAGGCGAGACCCCAGGAUCAGAGCAAUGGAAAUUUCAAGAAUUAAGUCAACCACGUUCUCAUACCAGCUUGAAGGUCAGCCAUAGCCCUGAACCUCUGAAGGCUGUAGAACAGGAGGAUGAACUUUCUGAUAUUAGUCAAGGUGGAUCUAAAGCUACCACUCCAGCUUCAACGGCAAAUUCAGAUGUAUCAGCAAUUCCUCCUGAUACUCCGUUAAAGGAAGAUAAUGAGGGAUUUGUAAAAGGCACAGAUACAUCAAAUAAGUCAGAGAUAAGCAAACACAUAGAAGUACAGGUUGCACAAGAGACUAGGAAUGUGUCUACAGACUCUGCCGAAAAUGAAGAGAAAUCAGAAGUUCAAGCAAUCAUUGAAUCCACUCCUGAAUUGGAUAUGGACAAAGACCUCAGUGGAUAUAAAGGUUCAAGCACUCCCACCAAAGGCAUAGAGAACAAAGCUUUUGAUCGAAAUACAGAAUCUCUCUUUGAAGAACUGUCUUCAGCUGGCUCAGGCCUUAUUGGAGAUGUGGAUGAAGGAGCAGAUUUAUUAGGGGAAUAUUCUGACCAUAAUUUCUUUGGAAUGGGUCGAGAAGUGGAGAAUCUCAUACUAGAGAACACACAGCUGCUGGAAACCAAAAAUGCUUUGAAUGUCGUGAAGAACGACUUAAUAGCAAAAGUGGAUGAGCUGACCUGUGAGAAAGAUGUGCUGCAGGGAGAGCUGGAGGCUGUGAAGCAAGCCAAGCUGAGACUGGAGGAGAAGAACAGAGAACUGGAGGAGGAGCUCAGGAAAGCUCGUGCAGAAGCUGAAGAUGCAAGGCAAAAAGCAAAAGACGAUGAUGAUAGUGACAUUCCUACAGCCCAGAGGAAGCGGUUUACCAGAGUAGAAAUGGCCCGAGUUCUCAUGGAGAGAAACCAGUACAAAGAGAGACUGAUGGAGCUUCAAGAAGCUGUUCGAUGGACAGAGAUGAUCCGGGCCUCACGAGAAAAUCCAGCUAUGCAAGAAAAGAAAAGGUCAAGCAUCUGGCAAUUUUUCAGCCGACUUUUUAGCUCUUCAAGUAAUGCAACAAAGAAGCCUGAACCCCCUGUUAACCUGAAGUACAAUGCCCCCACCUCUCACGUGACUCCCUCUGUGAAGAAAAGGAGCAGCACUUUAUCUCAGCUCCCUGGUGAUAAGUCCAAGGCAUUUGACUUCCUUAGUGAGGAAACUGAGGCUAGUUUAGCCUCCCGCAGAGAGCAAAAGAGAGAGCAGUAUCGGCAGGUGAAGGCUCAUGUUCAGAAGGAAGAUGGCCGAGUGCAAGCUUUCGGCUGGAGUCUGCCUCAGAAGUACAAACAGGUAGCCAAUGGUCAAGGGGAAAAUAAGAUGAAAAAUUUACCUGUGCCUGUCUAUCUCAGACCACUAGACGAAAAAGAUGCGUCUAUGAAGCUGUGGUGUGCUGUAGGAGUCAAUUUAUCUGGUGGCAAGACAAGAGAUGGCGGGUCUGUUGUUGGAGCAAGUGUAUUUUAUAAGGAUGUUGCUGGUCUGGACACCGAAGGCAGUAAACAGCGGAGUGCAUCUCAGAGUAGUUUAGACAAGUUGGAUCAAGAACUCAAGGAACAGCAGAAAGAAUUAAAACAUCAAGAGGAGUUGUCCAGUCAAGUCUGGAUCUGUACCAGCACCCACUCAACUACCAAGGUUAUCAUCAUCGAUGCUGUUCAGCCUGGCAACAUCCUAGAUAGUUUCACUGUUUGCAAUUCUCAUGUUCUGUGCAUUGCCAGUGUCCCAGGAGCUCGGGAAACAGACUACCCUGCAGGAGAAGAACUUUCUGAAUCUGGUCAGGUGGACAAAGCAUCAUUGUGUGGAAGCAUGACCAGUAACAGCUCUGCAGAGAUGGACAGCUUGCUGGGAGGCAUCACAGUAGUUGGGUGCUCCACAGAAGGACUGACAGGAGCUGCUACUUCCCCAAGUACCAACGGUGCUUCUCCUGUGAUUGAAAAGCCGCCAGAAAUGGAAACGGAAAAUAGUGAAGUUGAUGAAAAUAUUCCAACAGCAGAAGAAGCAACUGAAGCCACAGAGGGCAAUGCAGGGUCCACUGAAGACACUGUGGACAUCUCCCAGCCUGGUGUGUACACAGAGCAUGUGUUUACAGAUCCACUGGGAGUUCAGAUCCCAGAAGACCUCUCCCCAGUGUUUCAGUCAAGUAAUGACUCAGAUGUGUACAAAGAUCAAAUAUCAGUUUUGCCAAAUGAACAAGACCUUGCAAGAGAAGAAGCUCAGAAAAUGAGUAGUCUUUUACCAACCAUGUGGCUUGGAGCUCAGAAUGGCUGUUUGUAUGUCCACUCAUCUGUAGCCCAGUGGAGGAAAUGUCUCCAUUCCAUUAAGCUCAAAGACUCAAUUCUCAGUAUUGUACACGUGAAAGGAAUUGUACUAGUGGCCCUGGCUGAUGGCACCCUUGCAAUCUUCCACAGAGGAGUUGAUGGACAGUGGGAUCUGUCAAACUAUCACCUUUUAGACCUUGGACGUCCUCAUCACUCCAUACGAUGCAUGACUGUGGUACAUGACAAAGUCUGGUGUGGCUAUAGGAACAAAAUCUAUGUGGUUCAACCAAAGGCUAUGAAGAUAGAGAAAUCAUUUGAUGCACAUCCCAGGAAGGAGAGCCAAGUACGGCAGCUUGCAUGGGUGGGUGAUGGUGUAUGGGUCUCCAUUCGUUUGGAUUCCACGCUCCGCCUCUAUCAUGCACACACAUACCAACAUCUCCAGGAUGUGGACAUUGAGCCUUAUGUAAGCAAAAUGUUAGGUACUGGAAAACUGGGUUUCUCUUUCGUGAGGAUAACAGCCCUUAUGGUGUCUUGCAAUCGUUUGUGGGUAGGGACUGGAAAUGGUGUCAUUAUCUCCAUCCCAUUGACAGAAACCGUAAUCCUCCACCAGGGACGUUUACUGGGGCUAAGGGCAAAUAAAACCUCAGGGACUCCAGGUAACCGUCCUGGAAGUGUAAUCCGUGUAUAUGGUGAUGAGAACAGUGAUAAAGUUACUCCAGGGACAUUUAUACCCUACUGUUCAAUGGCACAUGCACAACUUUGUUUCCACGGGCACCGGGAUGCUGUGAAAUUCUUUGUGGCAGUCCCAGGUCAGGUCCUUAGCCCACAAAGCAGCAGUAGUGGAGCAGAUCUUACGGCUGACAAAGCAGGGUCAUCUGCACUGGAGCCCAGUAGCCAGGCGCCCUUGAAGUCCAUGCUUGUCAUCAGUGGAGGAGAGGGCUACAUUGACUUCCGGAUGGGUGAUGAAGGUGGAGAAUCUGAACUUCUUGGAGAGGAUCUUCCACUGGAACCUUCAGUCACCAAAGCCGAGAGAAGUCACCUGAUAGUGUGGCAAGUGAUGUGUGGCAAUGAAUGAGUCUGUAAGAGACAGGUGGAGAUGAGGAAGUUGCAUGGUUUAUUUUCCCUUUUUCCUUUAUUUAAUGCUCUUUUGUGAAAGACAUUUCACCACAUAAUAUGUGAGCAUUUCCCCGUUACCUUUAUAUUACACAAUCUGUUCUGUGGUAACAAUACAGAGGAGCGAGCUAGUUUACUGCACCAGUGUUAAUAGGAAAUUUCAGUAUAUCAUGAACAAAUCAAAGAAGGUUUACUUUCUGUAAACUGAUAAAUUACAGAAAGCAAUCCAGAUGUGGUUUGCUCUGCCACAGUCUAAUGUCACUCACUUAAUUGAUGAGGCCAUGUUUUACCUGUCACUAAUAAUGGAACUAAUGGAAAAAACUUAAUAAAUGAAAUUGUACCAUGAAGUACAAUAGAGUUUUUCCCCAGUGUAUGAUAGAAUUGAUGCACUAAUAACAGACGGAUUAUCAGGAUUUAUCUGAAUGUCCCAAGAGGGCUAAGAGCUAACUGUAAAGUACUUUAACUUUCACUUUCAAUUCUGACAAAUCUUGUUUAUAUGGUAUAUAAAACUUUGUUUUCAUCAGACUUGGGGGGUUUUAUAUUAAAGAAAUUAAGGCUACACUAUUUAAAUAAAAUUUCUUGUUCCUGUCUCAUUAGAACUCUAAAGUUUACGAAGCCUGCUUCUCUGAAUAUUCUCAUAUUUUAGAUUAAUUUCACCCAUUUUCAUACUGACAUUUAAGAAAUGUAUUAUCUGAAGUUUAGGAAAUAAUCUGGGAAGUGUUGAAGACACUUCAAUACUGGAAGGAUGUUCUAAAAGGAGAUUGUGUUUGAAUUCCUUGUCCUAGAGGAUUGUGGUAGUGGAUAAAAUGUACCCGUUAGCCACACUAGGCUGCUCUUAGCCUAUCAAGGAGGGGACACUGUGGUGGCCGUGGAUUCUGUCUCAUUUGCUGAAUGCUGAAUGAUUAGGAAAGUUGAUUCGUUUUAUUCUGUAAAAAACUACCAAACACCUAGUGCUUGCUUGGUAUAGAUACUCUUCAGCAUUUGUUCCCUGCUGAAAUGCCAUCUUCAAGGGAAGUGCUGGAAGGCAGGCAGAGUCUGUGCCUGUCUCCAUUCGUGGCAUCCAUCUGAGAAAGUGGGGUCACAUCUAGCUUUAACUGGUAACCUUAGGAGGUUUCAAAAACCAUGAGCUAGAGUAGAGGCUUGCUUUCCUCUCUCAAGCUUUCUGAAAAUACAUGAUUUACCAUUUCCUACCCACUGCUACAAGCAAACUUAAACUUAAUUUUAUGUGAUCUCUUAAAAACAUACAGGAAACAGGUCUUCAGGUCAUUGGAAGGACCACCUCAUAGAAAAGAAAUCGAAUACAGGUCUCUAAUUGUCCAAGUACCAGGGAUUUCCCCCAGACUGUGAUACAAAAAUAUCUGCAAAAAGUAUACAGGGACUUUUUUCACAUGCAUAUGAUUAGGCUAGAUCCUAAAAUACAUAGGACCCCGUGAGCAUGGGAGGCUUUUGUAUCAUUAAGCACAUUGGGCACACUCUAAAGUUGUGGCCCUGUAUGUUUUAAAAGAAAAACACCUGUUUUGAUAAAGCUGUAUAAAGGAUAAUUAAUAUUUUGUUUGAUCUACUUAUUCAUUUUUCUUUGGUGCAGACCACUUUUCCUUAGCUUGUUGCCAUGUCUUUAUUUUAAAUCUGAAUCAUUUGGGGCAAAUACUUUUAAAAAGCAUUAUUAACAUUUAUUGGAAAUAUUGUAUAAAUUCAUAAGGAAACACAAGAGUUUUGGAGAAUUUUAAUCCCAAGAAGUGCCCCUCUUCAUUGCUGAGAAGUGCUUUUCAUCUUUGUGUGGUCCAGAGUAACUCAGGGAAUCAGAAGCUAAAGAAGAAACAUUCAAAUGUGUUACCCUGGUUAUAGUUGUUUCUUUGAAAUGUAACAAUGUUGACUUCACUUGCAGACUGUAGGUGCAUGGUGAUUUUAGCUAAAGAUCUCACAUUACUGUGGCCCUGUGAACUAGCUCAAGGAUGAGAGAAUGCAGAGGCACCCGUGCGGCUUGUUUUAAGGGCUGUGCUUAUAUUUGUAAUUCUGCUUCUCUUCCUCUUCCCCCAUAACACAAAUAUUCUUGUGAUGUUUAUUUUGGUCAAGGGGGUGAUCUUUGGAAGAAAUACCAGGAUAAGCUGCUUGCAGACAGUGACAGGGUCUAAAAUGCCAUUGUCACCACAGGGCCAAGAAGGCAUACGUGCCUCUAGGUAGCCUCCCAUGCAAAAACUGACUUUUAAAAGAAGAAGGCAGAGCACUGAGAGUUCUCGUUUUGUUACAUCUGGGUUAUAUGGGUUAUAUAUGAGGCUAAACUGUAUGAAUUACCAGUGUACAGCCAUUGCUGGUCUAUAGAAACAGCACCAUUGUAUGUCUCAACCUAACACGCGAUAGGAAGUGCAAGUUAAAUCUCUGUGAGGCAAAAGGAAGGAGACUGCUUUCUACAACUCAGUUUUGAGAAUAACUUCUCUAACUCAUGGAGAGCCAAACUUGUGUCUCUUACAAGUUGCAGCUUGCAGGGAGUUGAAAACAUUUCAACAUAGAGCAAUGCAGCGCGCCACUCUUCAGAUGGAACGUGCUUACUGUGGAGAGUAAAAUACACUCUCAGCUGUAGCAUCGUUCACUUCCUGUGGCGUUGAGAAGAGUCCACAUAACAUGCAGCCUUUGGAACAAAACAGGAUGCCUCAUAUUAACCUAAAAGGAAUGUGUGUCUUGCAAAUGCCAUGAAAGUGGAUAUUUAUUUCCUAGUAAGUAUUAUGACUAUUACCAAAGGACUCGACCAGAUUAGGGUUCUUCUUAAUUGAUCAUGUUGGGAAAGAGGCUGAUUGCAUCCCACUUUAUAAGAUGGGAAGAGAAGGAAAUAAAUGUUGAAAUCAUAAAUGCUUUUCUAACAGGGUUAUGCUAUUCUGUAACACUAAUUGUCUUUCUCUUUAAAAUGAAGUUUUAUUAAUAAUUUUAUCAUAUAUUUCUCAAUAUUUGAAUAUGUUUUAACUGUUUAUGUCCUAAAUUUGUUUUCGUUCUAGAAAUCCAGAACUUUACUUGCCUCAUAAAAUUGGGUUCUAGAAUGUCCCAUUUGCUGUCUUUAGAGGCCAAGGCUUCAUUUCUAUGCGUAAAAAGCUCAUUUAGCAAUGUAGUUAUUUCAGUAUUUAUUUCUAUUAUGGAAUCCCUGGGGUUCGGAAUGUAACUUUGUACAUGAAAUAUAUAUAAAUAUGUAUAUGAAACGUG